This is a messenger RNA of Rhizoctonia solani, 258 nucleotides long. RefSeq lists its product as uncharacterized. Lineage: Eukaryota; Fungi; Basidiomycota; Agaricomycetes; Cantharellales; Ceratobasidiaceae. The record is from RefSeq and is a predicted model, not a curated record. Bases 1 to 258 code for a protein of 85 amino acids. The transcript has 2 exons.
AUGGCGGGUGAUCUCUCGGAGCUUCUAUUCUUGGCUAUUGGAUGGUUCGGCUGGAAGAGUGCCGCAACGGCGUUUUUUGCCAGUGUGGUUCUUCUCUUUUUGUUGAGUGUCCGAAGUGAUGCCAAAACAUCCUAUGGCACUGUUCUCGGGCGUCGACGAGCAAAUCCACAAGAACUAGAAUAUACACUCGCCAUUACGACCGGUUUCUUCAUCUUCAUGAUUGUGGUCCCGGUUAUCGCCGAUUCUCUAGGAUUGUGA